GCAAGCUGCGCUUGUUUCUCUGGCGCUCAGGCAGGCAGUGAAGGGGGGAAAGGAGGAAGGGCAAGAGGGACGGGCAGCGACACACGGCAGGCGGAGAGAAGCACCAAAAUAACUGGAAUGAUGGUACUGAAGAGGACAUUUGGCCCAUCAAGUCCAUGAUGAUUCCUUGUAGAGCAGUCCACUGUAUCCCUUCCCCUGCUCUCUGGUAGCCCUGCACAUUAGUUUCCCUUGAUUGCCUAAUGGGAUUUUGUUUUGAUGUUGUCGUCGUGAGUCUUGCAAGGACCAGAACUUCAUCUUUACCAUGGCUCAGAUCCUCCAUCUUGAAAUUCCGAAUUUUGGGAACAAUGUCCUGGGAUGCCUGAAUGAGCAGCGGUUAAUGGGGUUAUUUUGUGAUGUCUCCAUUGUGGUCAAAGGCCAAGCCUUCAAGGCACACAGAGCUGUGCUGGCUGCCAACAGCCUCUAUUUCCGGGACUUGUUCAGUGGCAACAGCAAAAAUGCAUUUGAGCUACCCGCCACAGUGCCGCCGGCCUGCUUUCAGCAGAUCCUUUCCUUCUGUUACACCGGCAAACUUACAAUGGCAGCCAGUGAGCAGCUGGUGGUGAUGUAUACAGCAGGCUUCUUGCAAAUACAGCGUAUUGUUGAGAAAGGGACUGAGCUGAUGUUCAAAGUGAGCUCCCCGCAUUGUGACUCUCAGACGACCUCCAUUGAAGAUGCUGGCUCUGAGCCACAAAGCCCUUGUCCCCUCCAGCCACCUGCCACCUUGACCGUUGUGUCCCCAGCUUUGCCCAUUCCACUGCUUUCCCGGGUGAAGAGUGAGCACUGUGAGCCAGAUUUGAUGGCACCUGGCAUUCAUGCACUCACAACAAAACGCUCACUGGAGCCUAGCCAGCGUGAAAGUGCAGGUAACCAAAACUGUGUGACUCCUUUGAAGCUGCCCAGAGUUUCCUAUCCUGGAACAUGGGGUGCCACGACCUUUGUACAACCAGUAAACUAUGCUCCAGCAGAACGUACAAGUCCAGGUGGAAGCAGUAAUCAGACAACAGAUAGUCCAACUUCUUACCAUAAUGAAGAGGAGGAAGAUGAGGAUGAAGCAUACGACACUAUGGCAGAAGAUCAGUAUGGACAGAUGUACAUCAAGGCAUCAACAGGAUACCAUGCACAAGAGAAAGCUGGACAGUUAACAAAUCACGUGACAGUUGAAAAUCGCUCUUGUGUGCUUGUUCGUCGUGAUCUAGUUGCACUUCCUGCUAGCCUCAUCAGUCAGAUUGGUUACAGAUGUCACCCAAAGCUAUACUCAGAGGGUGACCCUGGUGAGAAACUAGAACUUGUCUCAGGUUCUGGAGUUUAUAUCACCCGAGGUCAGCUGAUGAACUGUCACCUGUGUGCUGGGGUCAAACACAAGGUGCUCCUCCGCCGUCUGCUUGCCUCAUUCUUUGAUCGCAACACAUUGGCAAACAGCUGCGGCACUGGGAUCCGUUCCUCCACCAGUGACCCCAGUAGAAAACCUUUGGAUAGCAGGGUCCUGAAUGCAGUAAAAUUAUAUUGUCAGAAUUUUGCUCCCAAUUUCAAAGAAAGUGAGAUGAAUGUGAUUGCUGCCGAUAUGUGCACUAAUGCUCGACGAGUUCGCAAGCGCUGGCUGCCUAAGAUUAAAUCGAUGCUGCCCGAUGGGGUGGAAGUGUACCGCACUGUUAUUGGAGAUGCAGGUGGCGGAGACAGUUUGGACCCAGAGCUGUAUGGAACUGGGCUGGCAUUUGAACAAAGUAGUCAAGCUGAGAAGCGUAGUGAUCCUGGAACUGUACUCGGUGAAAGAACAAAUCCUGUAAGCAUAGAUGUGGAGUCCCCCAGCUCCAUCCAGUCAUGUGAACAGAAUGAAAUGGUGGAAUCGGUAAUAAGAGAAGCUGCUGGCACUAAUAAUUUGGCCCCUGACACGCCCAACACAGGUUCCACUCUUGAUCAAGAUGAAGCUUCCUCCAAUAAUAGAUCUGAAACAGCCAUGCGAAAACUAGAUGGAACAUAUGCAGGGACCUUGUGAAGAUUUCCACCAUCAGAAGAAAGUGCAUCAUGUUAAUUGAAAUGGCUUGCAUGCUACUAACCCUCUCAACAUUUGGCAGUGUUAUUAAGCCACUGACCUGUACCUGUUGCCUGAAGACAUGACUUUUAUCUUACCUGUAUACAAUUUGCCAUGAAGGAAUGAAGACGCCUUUUUAACAGUGAAAUAGAUGUUUCUAAUUCAACUUGUCUUGCCGGGGCGACAGAGUUUGUAAUCUCCCCAUCGAAGGCCACAAUUAUGGAACAGCCAGGGUGAUUUGAAAAUUGCCUUUAAUGCUGGUGUAUAUAUAGUCCUGAUUUAGCACUGUUGGUCCAUUAACAGACUCUUAAAUGGAACUGACCUCCUAAAAACACACUAACUGUGAUGGGAUUGAAAUAGAAUUUAAAAGAAAAUUGUCAUCAUCCAUGUAUCAAUAUCUGCUCUCUCAAGCCAUGAUGGCCAAGGUUACUACCACAGUGUGCACUAGCUUAUCUAGCUGGAAUUCAAUAUUUAGCAUAAUCUGACUGAUUAUAUUUUUUUCAGAUGCAUAUAUAAAUGUAUGUAGCUAUAUGUGAUGCUGUAAGAAGAUUGACUGAAUGACAUUUGGCUCUGAACAAAUCUUGAAGAUUUCCAUUGAUUGCUGGUAACACUUUGAGCAUUUUUACCCUGUCAGAGGGCAGCGGUGUUAGGAACACAGGUUGGGCUUUAAUCCUUCACUCAUUCCUUGAAGUCAAGUGGUACUUACUGUUGGGGUGGGUUGGGGUGAUGGGGAAGAAGUCCAAACUGAAUCUUUAAAAAGAGCAUAAAGACUUAAGUUGUGUAGGGUGUUUGCAUGAUAUGACAAGACUGAACAUUGAUCAUGCUUAAGACAUAGAUUGUCAUAAAAUGUUACUUAGAUUGUAGACAUGCAGAACCAUGUGCCUUAGAUAUUUGAUUUACUCUUCCUCCCAAGAAAGAAUAAUCUCAUCAUAUUUUGCUGAUUAUUUUGUUAAUUGUAAAAGAGUGCCCAUAAUAUUUAAGUGAAUUAACAGUAUUUAUGUAUAAAUACAGAUUUGUUCACCAACGUGUGAAUUUUCCAAAUAGUUCCUCACUUUAAGCAGCACCGGCAUGAACCAUGCCGUUAAUGUGACUGUUGGCUAAAUGCACUUAGUGGAAAAUAUUUUCGUUUUGCUGUGGAUGAAACUGAUCAUUCCCUAACAAAAGAUUGCAGAAGUGCCAUUUGAAAGCUUGGCUACAUAACCCUUACAGCUUGAAUAUUUUGGGUUACACUGUUCUGAUGCACUUUAUUGUACAUGGUAGGUUAUCAAAAAUUCUCAUCAAUCAAGCAUGUUCUAAAAUAGUAAUAUUUCCUAGCCGCUCUGCUUUUAUUUGUGAAGAUGAGUUGUCAAGUUGAUUAAAUCAUUACUUAUAUUUGCAUUACUAAAACAAGAUCUUAGUAAUUUCUCCAUACGGGGAUAACAAUGAUGUCAUUGCUUGAACACUCUUCAGAAUACUGAUUUUCCUGCUUGUGGUUCAUUGACAUUUGAUUAACAUCCUCCCUCCCUCCAGACUCAUGUUGUUAGAUCACUGAAUAAAGUCAUGGGGCAGUCUAGUACAUUUCCUUUUCCUUUCCUAUAAAAGAUUUAUAAUUGUUUAUUGCAUAUAAUCAUUAGUUUAAUAGCUAAACUUGAUGCCCUGAGACAACUUAUCAGUGUUAUUCAGUCUAUCUUGGUGUGCACUUCUGUUCAGAGGUUAGACGGUCAGCUGCUGAUAUAUUGCUCCAAAAAUGCCAUACUUUUAAUGCCCUCCUUUUGAGAGGAAGGACUGAAGUAACAUUUUCAUCCUGCCUUUCAAGCUGUCAGAAGCUGUUCCAGCCUCCCAUUUCUUCUAUGCUUCUCUCCAACCCCCCCCCCCCCCACCCCUAGGAGUUAAGAUUGAAGAGUGAGCCUGUGCCUUCCUGCUCUAUCAUCCCAAUCCCAAUAGACUGAAUGCUAUCCAGUCCUCUGUUCUGGUGUUCACCUUUCAAAGUGAUACGCUACCACUUCUGCACUGUUGAUCUGAAUGUAGGUCUGAACUAAUUGAGCUGUUGGGAAGCCCAAAAGAUUCCAUUUGGAAAGUCUAUGGAGAACCAAUUCAACUACUCUCAGUACUGCUUCUGUACACCCUUUUUUAUUUGGGCAGGAUGAGCACACAAGUGUGGGAAAGUACUACUUUGUCUUCCCAGGGAUUGAGUUUUUCUGCCAGGUUGAAUUUAAUGGUCAACUAGCAAAUUACUUUUGGGAAAAAACAAUUUGCAUAUUUAAAACAUAAGUCUCAAAAGAGAGGAACCUCUACUCCACAUUGUGGAACUUUCCCAUUGAGCUUAUUGGACCUGUUCACCUCGUCUUCCUGCCCAUCAAUGCAGUGGUUUAAUGGUGGCCAUUCCUUUUGUGGGAUUUGGAUGCCCUUCUAAUAGUGCUGGUGUAACUCAUUUUGUUAAAUUCGCCCUUUCUUCUGUAUGUUCUCACUAUCUUGCAAGCAAUCACCACAAUCCCAGCAUGACAAAGGCAUGUUUCAGACUGAAUUGCUAACCUUGAGCUAAAUUGCCCAGCACAAUAACAAACCCUCAAUUUGUUGUAGAGAACGUUUGUGAAACUUGCCAUUUAGAAGAAAAUUGGACAAACGAUGGAGCAACUUUGUCAGAAAUAUAACCAAGUAUAGACGCUGAAACUUUCAAAGUAAAUGUUAUGCCUUAAUCCUUUAAGCUUGCAUUCAGUUCAUUAGAAAAGGAAGAACUGUUUCAGCUGGAGGAACAAUUGUUGUCUCCAGUGCAAGAUUCAGGAACUACAAAGUACAUGCUUUCCAGUUUCAGUAUUGCACAGUGUCUGUUUUCAACCAUUGGAUUAACAGGGCACCUUCACAUUUCCAGAGGAUUAUUUGUAGAAAUUGUUACUGCUUUGACUUUUGACAAUUUUGAAGAUUUCUGUAGUACUGAAUAGCACUGGGCUAACAAAAAUUAACUCCUAAAAGAUGUAUUUCUGAAAAAUACAUGAACUGAACACAAUUAGUAUUUUCUGGCUAUACUGUUCAGGAAAGUGGCUUUGUCACAUACUUUAUCCUUUCAGGCUUAAUAAUCGCAGAUUCACUGAGGAAAAUAUUCAGUAGAGUAGAAAGGUUUUUUAGAAAUGAUUUUGUUAUAAGCUUGCCUCUUUUGGCCUGAGGCAAGCAGUCUUGCAUUACAUUUCAAUAUGGGCUAGUGUCCUGAUUUAGGAGAUGGAGGCUUUAUGCAACCCAAUGGUUUGUCUCCAAGAAAUUCCCUGUGCCAAAAGCUUUGAAGUUAAAUGGUGCUUUGCUAUGUUGGGACUGGAUGGAUGUGAUCAUUUGAUCCAUAAAGUGCAAGUAAUUUGAAAUAUGACUUUAAAAUGUCAAAACAAGCGCAACUUGGUGAGCAUGAAUUGUGGUGUAGGAGGGUUUUUAAAAAAAAAAUCAGUAUGAUUGAAUACAAUUGACAGUACUGAAGUAUCUUUGUGGUUAUGCUGAAAUGGUUUUGGAAGGAUGUUAACCUACACAGGUUUUUCUUAGAGCUGAUUUUUGGGAGUAGUGAUGAUGAAAAACAACAAUUGAAAUGAAAUAAAUGCAGCUCUAAAUUCAGCAACUCUCAUUUUGACAUGAGGGUUUUUUUUGAAUCCUUCAAUUCCCAAGUGUAAGAAAACUAAUUUUUAACAAAAUAUUCUUCAGUUAACUGCAGAGUAUCAGUGAAAUUGCACUAGUUAAACUACAGUGAUCAGGGAUGAAAAUGAAAACUAAACAGCUUCAAAUUUCUGGCAUUGAAUACUAGGGAUAAAAUGGUGGGUGGUGGAGGUGGCAUGACAAAGGAGAGAAGAAUGAACAAACGAGAAGGACAUCUAGUGGACUUUGACAAAAAUUUGGAGAAAAUUGAUUGUGAAUUACCUGAAUUGGCAUUUUCUAACUGUCCUACUGCUAGACUACUAAUCCUGAUGGGAUCCUAUUGAAGGAUUUUCUGAUUCUAACAUUUACAGGAUCUAAAAAUUGUCCCUCUUAGUUUUCUGAAUUCACCAAUAGAAUUUCACAAGUCUGAUUCAGUAGAGAAGUAUUUUCACAUGCUGUGAAAAAGGGUGCUUUUUCUGCAUGCACUUGUGAAGCAUGUGAACCGACUAAUAUUUUUAAUCCAAAGUUUAUCAAAUUUCACAUGCUGAUUUGUUAGGAAGGUGCAAUGUUGUGCACAGUUUUAGGCUUUUUGCUCUACAAUUUUGUUUAAAAAGUAAAAAUCGCAGAAGAUGACAUUUAUGAAAAUCACUAAAUGCAUGUGUUAGAUGAUAACCCAUGUAAAUAUCUUACAGAUUGUCUUCCAAGAAUCUUUAACUUUGAAGGCUAGAAAUUCUGGCUGACAUUUAUCAGCAAAGUCUAGGUCUUUUUAUCAGCAGUUUCCAUUUGGGAGCCAUUGCAUUCCUACAAACAGUUGGUAACUUCUGGCCUUUUUGAGAAUGUGUAUGCAUGAUAGCAUUUCGGCAUCAAGAAACGCUAAUCGUAAAGUCUUUUAUUUUGAAAUUGCCUUUUGUAUUUCCAACAAAACUCUAACAGGAACUUUAAACUGCUGAUCUUCCUGAUUUGGUCCUGUUCCUUAACUGCUGGAAUUCUUUACUGUGGGCGUUUGCAGGCAACAGACUGCGUUUUUGCUUUCAUCCACAUAACUAAUGUGUGAAACACAAGCUUUUUAGUGAUUCUUCUAUUUUAUUAUUUUAAAGGUACAAGAUACAGAUGCUUUUGACUUUUGAGAAUCACAAAUGUUAUUGAUUUGAAAGUUGUGUAUUUUAAAUGUAUUGUAGAUUUAAGAAAAUAAUUGGUGUCCCAAGGAUUUUGUCAAAAUUGUUAAUUGAAUUGUCGUGGUGUGAAAGCUUAGAAUUGUAACCAUGAAUCUGUUCAAUCUGGUUUUCAAAUGCAUCUGAACAGGGAAGCUUCUAAGAUAGAGACAAAGUGAAGAAAUCUCUCUAGAUCUGCUGAAUAAACAGGAUUUGGUAUGGUUAGCAGAAGAUAUGCUGUGAAAUCUAAUCAUUUGGAGUUAAAGAUAGGUUGGUUUGCUGUUGAAUUAUUUCACUAUUUCUUUUAUCCCUUUUGACCCCCCUCUGCGCAGCUUGUAUCUUCUGGCACAGCCAAUAUUAAUGUGCUUCAGCUGCAUCCCUGUUCCCACCUAGCAUCCAUCCACUGCUGAAGGGAGAUCAGCAGGAAUCCUCACUAAACAUUAUCCCUGUUGUCCCAAGUCAACUCUGCUGUUAUGCCUGAGAGAGCAAUUGAACAUAGCACAGCAUCAAACAUUCCUUGCCUCCCAUUCCAUGUUCCGUCAUGAAUAAUUGGAAAAGCUGUCAUAUCUAGAAUGUGAACAACUGUGAGGAAGAAUUUAGGAAAGUAAUAAUUUCCAAUAUUCUUAAGGUGUGAGGGGUAGAAAAAAAAAUCCUGCAAGCUUGUUUUUAUUUAAUACUAAGCUGGUGAUUAAACACGGACACCCAUCACACCUACUCCAACCAAAGCAGUUCAUUUAUUUAAUAACUUCCUCUUGUAAACUGAGAAAUGCUCUGUCCUUGUACUGCAGUCAGUCCCUCUAAUCAAAAUUUGAUUUGAAAACCCACAGCAAUAGGCUGACUGCAUUUUUCCCUUUCUUAUAAUCAGGACCACACUCUUGGCCCUAAUAAUAUGUAUGUAUAAAUAUUGUGUUCAUAAAAAUGUUCAUCACACUAACAAAAAUAUUAACUUUUUGUUUAGGAAUUGAUCAUAAGCACUUCAUGGUCUGUGACCAUGUCUUGUAUAAACAUGCUUCAACAGACUGACCCAAAACCUCUUCCCUGCCCAUCAGUGCAAUUUCUGACUGAGCAAAUGCCACAAGAAAACAGUCGAUUGAAAUACUUAGAGGCUGGGUAGCAUCAAGGUUGCAGUCUGUUGUAAUCUUUUGACACUCCCAUGCAGGACUGAGGGACUAUUGGAAGUACUAUCUUUCAGGAAAGGCAUUAACCCAACCAUUUUUGCUUAAUUUAAUGUUUGCCUGUGAGGAACUUUAGGAUGCCCUGAGAAAGAGAUCCUAUUUCUAUUUUGUGCUAGAGUAUGGAAGAAUAUUCAAUUUUUAUGGAAUGUCUUCCAUGUCUUGGAGGAUUUUCAAAGCAUUCAUGCUAAUCUGUUUUCAUUUUGCUCACCCUGCCUCUUUGAAGUUUGUGAAGCAGAUCUAUUCAAACAUAAAUGCAGUUUUAAUAGCAACAACAUUAGAGAAACCCCUCUGCACCAAAGCAAACAAUAAGGCUUCAAGCUUGUUUUAACAAACUUGUCAGGAUGGAAGAAAUGUUCUAUGUUUCUGUAUACUUCUCUGGUUAAAGCUGGGAAAGAUGUUCAUUGUGCAAAAAGAAUUUAAGAUUUGCCUGACCUGCUGCAGGUUUGUGAAAAUUAGUUAUUUUUAAAUUACACUGUAAAAUGUCUGAGCCAUUUCAAUGCAUUUGCACCUUUAAGUUCUAGGAAAGAUUGUAUAGGUAGAGUUGCCUUACUGAAAAUGGCACUGUUGGGACUGUUACUCCAGCAAGAUGACUGUUAAAUUCUGGGACUGUUUCUAGAUUUGGCCAAGAUUUAACGUGUUCAAUAAAAGUAACACACUUGAACUGA
This is a messenger RNA of Pristis pectinata (smalltooth sawfish), 8647 nucleotides long. Its product is annotated as nucleus accumbens-associated protein 2-like. The transcript has 7 exons. Gene Ontology annotation, molecular function: DNA-binding transcription factor activity, RNA polymerase II-specific; RNA polymerase II cis-regulatory region sequence-specific DNA binding; protein binding. NCBI's taxonomy places the organism in Eukaryota, Metazoa, Chordata, Chondrichthyes, Rhinopristiformes, Pristidae. The record is from RefSeq and is a predicted model, not a curated record. Gene Ontology annotation, biological process: regulation of transcription by RNA polymerase II. The coding region runs from base 302 to 2032 and encodes 576 amino acids.